Coregonus sp. 'balchen' is the source of this 18047-nucleotide messenger RNA. The record is from the annotation of a GenBank genome assembly. NCBI's taxonomy places the organism in Eukaryota, Metazoa, Chordata, Actinopteri, Salmoniformes, Salmonidae.
AUGGUUCCUCCUUCACGUUUUCUCGAUGACAGACAAGGCAGGAAAGGAAAGCCAGGGGAGGAGGGAGAGAAGGAGGGAGAGAGGGGGGUGUCGUGUGUCUGUGUGGAUUUAUGUCUACUCCCAGGCUUUAUGCCCCCUUCCCCCUUUGUCUCCCCUCCCUCCUUCCUUUUUUACUUUGUGCUGUCAACCUUGAAGGCAUCUGUUCUGGUCUGGUGGAGGUGGGGACGUGAGGUGGGAACGUGAGGUGGGGACGAAUGUGUAGUGGUACAGUUGUAGGAUAGACAGGCUUGAUUGUUCAGCCAGCAACGUGCUGCCUGUGUGUUGUUUAAAGGGACUAGUCUCAGAGUUUAUGGUGUCUAACAGGUUAGGCAGUCUCUUCUGGUUGGGCGUGUUGAUGUUUUGGAUUGGAAGCGUUGUGCGGAUCGUGCCGUUUGUGUGUGUGUAUCCUGGCAGGAAAGAGUAGGCUCUCGCAUGCUGUUAAUAGUUGUCGGAGCACGUGGUCUGCUCUGUCAGAAGCACCGUGGUAGGUGCCCGCAGGUGUAAGCGUGCUGCGGUGUGUAUAACACAAUGUGUAUGAAGAGAGAGAAGGUAUUUGUGACAGUCUCAUUUGGCUAAAUAUAUCUGUGAAGUCCCAGAUGACCGGGUAUGAGAACUGUCAUUAUGAUCGUGUUAUUGCUUGUACAGCGGAUCCCUGUGUUGUUAAAGUGUUUCGGUUUAAGCAGGGCGUGUGAACCGGUGAUUCAAUUGUUAUUGUAUGUGUUAGAGAGAGAUAGAGGAAGUGUGUCAGUGUAUCAACUGUGAGGAAAAGAGAUGAACAACAAUGUGACUGACUAUGGGUUGUUGGGUUGUGCAGUUUUGUGACCACGCUGGUUCAAUAUAUUGCAAUUCUCCAAACUGUUGUUACUCACUCUGUCUCAAACCCCCCAUCCCCUAAACUCAGUCUGAUGAUCAGUCUGUGAUGGGGCAACGUGGGGCCUCUCAUGUAUCACCGGCCGGCUGUUCCCCCCCUCCAUCCCCCCAGGGACCCCCACCAGACUCCCGGCACAGAAGGUGAAUUCAAAGGGCCUGAGCAAGCGGCCCGUCCAGUAAUUAGACACUUCAAAAGGCUAAUUUCAAUAUAUUUAAACUAUGGGGAAGCAGGGUGUCUGGUCCACUUCAGCUGUCAACCAACUGUAGGAACUACAAACGAGAGCUGUGUUCUCACUGUGAAUAUAGAUGUGAUAAAGUCUGCAUUUUACUUAGACCUGUUGGAUCAUAACUCAAACAACAAACCAGCCUAGUUCCUCUUUUAGGUAUGGCCAGUCUUUUGUCAUGGUGUAGCCUACCUUUAUGUACACCUAUAUGUGUGUGUACAGUAAACUGUGUUUGUGUGCAUGCGUGUGUAGUAUACAGUAUGUAUGUGUGUACAGCAUACUGAAUGGAUAUUAUUAUGAGUGUGUAAUCCUCAUAGAGCUCAAUCUGUCUGAGCUCACAAGACUUCAAGCUUUAUCAAUGUCUGUCUGUCUGGUGCAUAGAGCAGGGCUUGCCUUUCACCUGCUAUAGCCUCAAUGUCACUGCACUCCCUGUUCUGGUAGGUCCAUAGUGCCAUGUUGAAGACUUCCUUAUUUAGUUUAGGCUAUUGUAGAAUAGGACUUGAAGAUGUUCAGAGGCAAAGUCAAAGUAUAAAAUGUGGAUAUUCAGUGUGUCAUAGAUUCGUGUCUCGGUGUAGAAGUGGUAAAGAUAUAUUAUUAAGUCAUUCCACAGACUCUGUGUUUGUACUGUCUGUUAUGCCUCCUCACACACAGUAAAUCAUAAUGAAUGGUCUUCAGACGUGUUCUACCUGUUUCCUACACACCACUGACAGACAGUGUCAUAUUACUCUAAAGAGGAAGUGACAUAAGACUACAUAGAAUAGAUCAACUUCCCUGUUUGUAUGUCAGAUGCUUGUCAGUUUGUAAACAGUUUGUAGACACACAGAAAAGAUGGACACAGUUUUACUCAUAGGAAACAACUAAUCUUAGUAUGGGCCCCAUUUUGACAAAGCAAAACAGCAGACCCAGUACUUCCAAUACUUGUAUGAUGUCCAUUUAAGGGGUGUCACUGCUUAUGCAGGUUUGAAAUAAAACACUGCAGAUACAUGAUUCAAGCACAGAUCGAUUGCAUUUCAAACUUGUUUUGAAGUCAGUGUCACGUUGAGAAGGCAGUUUGAAGCAAUAUAGUGUGUUUUGACAAUAGCACUGCUUUGAUGUCAUCACAGCUAAUGUAUUGGAUGAGCAGCUUCAACCAUCAGAUGAGAUCAUCAUGCUCUAUCUCUAAUGGACUCUAAUAGAAGUGAGAGUCAUACAAGGCUCUACUAUUAUUUUACUACGCACACUUGUGAAAUGGCAUCAAGAAUGUCACCGUAGACUAUCAAUACACAUGAUUUGGUAUUACCACACUACUCUUUGCUACAUCUUUCCUCUCAAGAUCCUUGACACAUUCUUAUCGCAUUUGUUGACCCAUCAUGUAUUUAUUGAGUGUGUCUAGUCUUACCGCAUGGUGCUAUGACAGGUGUUGAAUGCAGCAGUCCUGUAGAGAUGGAUAGAUACUCCCCUGUCAUAAAGGCCUGAGGGAGGGAGAGGUUUAGGACAACAGGAUCAGGAACCAGGAACCCUGCUUGGCUAAUAGACAGUCAUUGACAACAUAGAGAGCUAAUAGACUUUUAUAGACUGGUAAUAUGUUGACAUUUAAAUACGGAAGUUGAGUUGCAAGUUUAUUACGAGUAACUAUAGAAGUGAAUGGUAGAGAUGCACUUUGCAAUGGAUGCUGUCCGUAGUUCACAGUAUUCUCCUUCGCCUUUCACUUGUUCUUCCUUGUGUAGAACAGAUAUGUAGAGAUAAUUGCCAUGAAUUGUGUACAUUUGAUUACUUUUUAAAUGAUCAUUUGUGUGAUCCUUUGUGUCUUUGGGGGGAUGGUAAACCUUUACAUGGGCUGACUGCUGUGUGUAGUAAGUAGCGUGAAUUCAACACUCUGAUCAUUGUGGAAACACUCUGUUGAAGCAGUUAAACAGUUAAAUCAAUUCCCCAAUUGACCUGACUGUGUGUGUGUGUGUGUGUGUGUGUGUGUGUGUGUGUGUGUGUGAGAGCGAGAACCCAAACCAAGACCCCUGAAAUGAGGAAUGGAUUCUAGCCAGUGCCCAGUCAUAAUUAUUAUGAUCUGUUGAUUUGUCUCUUCUCUGUGAAUGCUUUGUUUGAGUAUGAUACUAUAUUAAAAUGAUCAACUGAAUAAAAACGUGUUGUUAACAUGUUAAAACAAUAUAUUUGUGUAUAUUGAUUGCUAUUGUUUAUUCCGACUUGAUGCACAGUUCCUAUUUGGUUUUUCUGCUCUCUAACCUCUUUAAUCUGUCCUCCCUCUCUCUCUCAGACUGCUUCGGACACUGGUUCAGUGGAUGGCCCCAGAAGAGGAGACCAGAUGGAAACUGGGUCACAUGACCGCCGCGAGGAAGGCGGUUCGUUGAGCCUGGAACCGACCAAUGGAGUGAGCCGGCAACCCAGUGACACCCAUGAGGAGGGUGGAGCCGGCCUGGAGCCCCAGAGGGAGCCCCAUCGGUCAGGGAGUGUUCCCCCAGGACAGGGUUGGGUACCUGGGCAGGGCAAAGCCCCCCACCCCCAGAAGCAGCUGCCCUGCAGUGGCUGGAGCAGUAGUGGUAGGACUCCUGGGAAGCACGUCCACGAGGCAGACAUGGAGGACGCACACAACCUGGUAGCCUUCUCAGCCAGCGUGAGUGUGGGCUCUCUGGCCCCCAACCCCGAGCCCCAGUCCUACACCGCCCAGCUGUAUGAGAAGUUUAACCAGGAGAUGGGCACUGCUGAGGGGGCCGCGGCUCAAGCCAGGCUCCAAGCCCCAGAGGGAGGGAACCAGGCUAGCUCCCCAGAGGACUUGAACACCCUGCAGACUGCCCUGCAGACUGCCCUGAGCCAGGCGAGGCACGGCCACAAGCCCCCCAACUGUGACUGUGAUGGGCCAGACUGCCCAGACUACCUGGAGUGGCUGGAAAAGAGGAUCAAACAGGCGGGGGCAGGGGAGGAGCAGGACAACAACACACCCUGUUCCAAGAUGACCGCCGACACGGUGCCUCAUCAACAGCCCCCACACUCACAACAGCUCCCUCACCCCCACCCCCAUCCUCACCCCCAUGUCAAUGGAGGUAACCCUCCCUCCUGUCCACCCCUUCACCCACAACAACAGGGCCAACACCCAGGCUUUGUCCCCUGCUCCCCUCAGGUCCUCUCCAUCGCCAAGGAGAAGAACGUAAGUCUGCAGACGGCCAUAGCCAUCGAGGCCCUGACCCAGCUGUCUGCCACCGCCCCCCAGACCAUGGUCCCUCCUGCCCAGGCCUCUUCCACAAGCCACCACCCCCAACAACCUCCUCUACACCUCCAGCACGGCAACCGCUUGCUCCCCUCCUCCCCCGGCCCCCUCUCUUCUUCGUCCUCCUCACGGUCACAAUCCGUCCCUCCUGGACUGUACCCCCAGCAGAGCCCCGUGUCGUGGGAGCAGCAGCACAGACCCCAGUCCCAGGGUCAUCCGGCCCACGCCUCCCCUCUCCCAUCCUCCACUUCGCCUUUCCCCGGGCAGACCCAGGCAGGCAGCCCCCACCCUCACCCUCAGCAGUGGCAAAAGCAGCAGGCCCCUGGGGGAACCCAAGAGCAGAGGAACCAGUGGAUGAUGAUGAACUCAGAUUCCCAGCAGUCUCACUUCGCCCCUCCAUCCGGUGGCCACAGCGUUGGUGACCCCAUGUCUGAGCUCAAACAGCUACUUGGGGACUCCAGCGGAAAGUACAUAAAUAGCCCCUUCAAACUGCCUAUCCUACACCACCACAUCAAGCAGGAACCAGGGAUGCCUCAGGUCAAGCAGGAGGUAGACUCCGGGGAGUACCAGAGCUCUGCCUGUGCCUACAUGGGCGGCCGCUACGGCUUGAUGAACGGCCAGCAGCAGCCUGGGUACCCUGGUCCACCUCUCUCCGCUGGCAGCACAGCCAUCCACUACUCCACCCAGACAGCCCUGCAGCAACACCUUCACCACAAGAGGAACCUCUUCUCUAACCCUCCCGGCCCCCCAGGCCUCUGCCCUCCGUGGCCCACCCAGGCCUGCCAGAACCUCCGCAAGUGGUGGCCCCAACAGAUGGGCCCCGAGGGCCACCUCAUCCCCGUGGCCAUCAAGCAGGAGCCCAAGGAGCCCAAGAGGAGGAAGAGCAUGGCGGGGACAUCUCCGCUCCUCAAGCAGCAACCGGGGAUGCUGCUCCAGCCAGGCCCCAAACCCAAGACGAUAGUCAUCAAGAAAACCAAGCAGAAGGCCUCCCUGCCAACCUUCCUGCCUCACAGCCAGAUCUCCAUACAGAAACCGUCUCCACUCACCAUGAUCGGAGCCCUGCCUCUGGCCAGCACCCAUCCAGGUUCUCUCCCUUUUUCUACCUUCCCCGUCCUCAGUAACCCCACUCAGGCUGCCGCUGGCCUCCCUGCCCCGGCCCAAACUCAGGUAUCCAUUUUAAACUCUUCUAUUGUACCCUCUGUCACUGCUCCUGCCUUCUCUGUAAACACUCCAGCCGUCUCAACCCCUCAGCCUCUCCCUGCAGCCCCGGACGCCCCGGCUAGCUCAGGGGAGGUCAGAGCCACACAGACCUCCACCACCUCUCAGUCCAUACCAGGCCUCAGCUCCCUAGACCCCAAGUUUGAGGAGCUGAUCCUCCAGUUCGAGGCAGAGUUCGGGGACAGCUCAUCCUCGGCCCCAGAGCCCUGCCCUCCUCAGAUCCAGCCCCAGGACCAGGCCCCCUCAGCCUCAGCCUCAGCCUCAGCCCAGCCCGUGGUGAUAGAGUCUCACCCCAACAUUAACUCAGGACAAGCCAGGCCCGCAUCACCAUCACCAUCCAGCACCACCACCACCACCCAGCCCUGCAGCCCUACUCCCUUAGCUUCUACCACAGCCCCACCAGCAGACCAGGUCAUGGAGGUGGACAAGGAGAAGGUGUCAGGGGGUGUGAGUGAAGCAUCCUCCACCUCCACCACACAGCCCUCCACUGAGAGCCCCAUGGAGGAGCAGCGCGAGGGGGCCCAGCUGCCUCUCUCCCUGCGCCAAGAGGUCCAUCUGGAGCAGCAGCAGCACAGCGUCCUUGAAGACCCCUUCACCAUGCCUCUCUCCCCCUCCGCGUCCCCGCUGCCCAAACGCAUGAAGAUCGAGACGAAUGGGAAGGUAGCUGUCCUCUCCACUACUGGAUUAUUCUCUGAGGGGGGCGAGGAUGACACCCCCACUAAGGACGGCUUCCCCCUCAACCCCUCCCUAAAAGGCUUCCUGGAGUCGCCGCUACGCUACCUGGACACGCCCACUAAAAGCCUGCUAGACACACCUGCCAAGGACCUCCAGGCUGAGUUCCCCAACUGCGACUGUGUCGGUGAGUAGUGCGUCUGAGUGUGUGUCUGUGUUUGUGCUGAACUGACAGUUUUAAUGUAGCUACAUUUCGACCACUGCUGGGCCCCAGAGUUACACGUGCUUUACAUUCCCAGUGAGUGGGCUGUACACAAAUGUUUUGGUGUAUAUAAUAAAAAGAGAAAACGAUCUAGUAUCUAGUAUAGAAACACACAAACUCCUAUAGAAGACAUGUAUGCUAUCUUAUUGAAAUCAUCUUACUCCAUACAUUUAGUAUUACUAGAAGACAUUAAAUAUACUGUACAGCAGUGACUGUUGCUAAACAGCAGGUAGCAGCAGGUAUAUUUAAGCAAUAAGGCCAGAGGGGGUGUGGUAAUUGGCCAAUAUACAACAGCUAAGGGCUGUUCUUAGGCACGACGCAACGCCAAUCAGCAUUCAGCACUCCAACCACCCAGUUUAUAAAGAGGUGUACAUCAAGUUGCCCAAUCACUUCUGCUCCAGCUCCUCCCUAUGGACAUCUCAUGAGUGUGUCUGAUAAUGUGUGUGUUGCCAGCCGGUGUGUGUGUUGCCGGAUUGUGUGUUGCCGGGAGUGUGUGUUGCCGGCGUGUGUGUCCCGAGCCUCUACUCUCCAGUCAGCUACAGUGCAAGGUGCGGAGGGAGACAGUGGUCUGACCAUACAACACCAGAAAGAGUCCAUUGUGUGGGUCUGGCUGACAGACAGCAUAGAGUAGGCCACUCUGUCUAGGCUACAUUUCUGACAGAGUAGGACACAGUCUCUCGGGCUGCUUCCCAAAUGUGCACUACUAUUUGUGCAUCCUAUUUGGUGCACUGCUUUUGACCAGGGAUCAUAGGGAGGGAGAGAGAGAGAGAGAGUAAGAGUGAGAGAGAGAGAGAGAGAGAGUGUGAGAGAGAGAGAGAGAGAGAGAGAGAGAGAGUGAGAGAGAGAGAGAGAGAGAGAGCAGCUGCAUGGAACACUUGCUAUGCUGUAUGCUGUAAGGCUGUUACUAAGAGAAAAGGCAGCCAGACAACGGGUCUCCAUAGUGAAGCCUAUUUACACUCCCCUGUCAACACCACACCGAAACACCCCAUGUGUAACCUGACUCCCUCACACACGUACACACACACACAUUGACUCAUUCACUCCUCUCGUUCAAUGAAUCUCUCUCUUUCUCUCACUCUCAGAGAAGCAAGCAUAGUUUUACACAUCCCUCUACUCUGCUGAUUCCAAACAUGGAACCACUACUCCCCCUCACACAACUAUUUUCUCACACACUAUUUAGGCCAGUAGUCCUAUGUAGUAUUUCCUGCUUCUCUCUGACCACGCCUUGCCUUGGUUCCUCCCUGCACUGUCAGAGGAAUGUGACCUCAGAUACACUCUCUCAUACUCUAGCUUCCCUUCUUACACGCACGCACACACACACACACACAAACACAAACACACACACACACACACACACACACACACACACACACACACACACACACUGACUCAUUCACUCCUUCAAACAGCCUUGGUUCUACUGUAGUGUCCCCACCCAGACUCUCCCUGCAUUCAGAAGCUCACUACUAUUCAUAACAUAGUCAGUCACAGGCUACAGGAAGUGUGUGUGGCUUUACAUCUGUCUUCAGUCAACCUAUCUAUGGUUCCUCUUUGUUUCCAUGGCUUGUUAGAUCUGAAUAAUUGGGCACUACUACUUCUGAUACCUGCAAUGUCACAGAACUGUCCUGCACUAAUCCAAAUCAUACAAAUAUUAUUGUGUGGUAAAAGUAAAAAUGGUGGUUGAAUUAGGACUGCAUUGUGAACUCUGUCUGUAACUCUCUCUCUCUCUCUCUCUCUCUCUCCUCCUUACAGAGCAAAUCCUGGAGAAGGAUGAGGGUCCGUACUACAAUCACCUGGGCUCUGGGCCCACUGUGGCCUCCAUACGAGAGCUGAUGGAGACCAGGUGAGACUUCUGGAGCAUAUCUGAUACCUGUUAGAGAAGAGACUGACAUAGACUGAAAUAACUCAAAAACCAUAGUAGUAUGAUGCAUACUAGUAUUUCCCUCUAGAUAAGGCAGGGAAAAGGAGCAUGGACUGAAAUUGCCUGAAAUAGCCAUAACCUGAGUGUCAAUAGAUGGGUGGAGGAAACACUACAAAAUACUUUUGUAGCUAGUGUGCUUGUCCAGGGAUUUUAGCCCCCUAGAUUAUAGCCACACAACUCGCAAUGGCAGUCUCCUGAUUCACCUAGAGCAGAGCUAGCUGUCCUCUUCUUCACACUCUCUCUCUCUCUCUCUCUCUCAUUCUCCAUCUCUCAUCUUUCUCUCCCUGUCCCUCCCCUUCUCCAUCUCUCCUCUUUCUCUCCCUGUCCCUCCCCUUCUCCAUCUCUCCUCUUUCUCUCCCUGUCCCUCCCCUUCUCCAUCUCUCCUCUUUCUCUCCCUGUCCCUCCCCUUCUCCAUCUCUCCUCUUUCUCGCCUGUCCCUUUCUCCUUCUCCCUCUCCCCUCUCUCCCACUUUCUCCCCUUCUCCCUCUCUCUCCAUUCCCUCUCUCCUUUCCUCUGCCUCUCUCUCCAUUCCCUCUCUCCUCUCCUCUGCCUGUGAGCAGGAGGUUAUGUGGAGCUGCUGGCUCUCGCGAGCUGAGUCUUGGCAUCAAACCCUCUCACAGCUGUGAGCUAGCAUCACUCUCUCUCUCUUCCUCCCUCUCUCCAUGCCUCCCUCAAUUUUGCUCUCUCUCCCCCAAUGCUACUGUCCUCCUACUCUCCCUCCUCUCCAUCCCCCUCUUAACACUCCUGUGAUCCUGUCCCCAGGGAAUGCCUGACCCAGAAUCCAAUAGGAACAGGAAAUAACCGCAUCAGCAGAUCAGACUGAACAGAGAAGAGGGCUAGGCAUAGAGAGAGGAUAGGAAAGGAGAGAGGGAGGGAGAGAUGAGAGGAAGAGACAGAGAAAGGAGAGGAAGGGACAGAGAGAGAGAAAGAAUCAAACAGAGUACAUUUGUAUUAGGGAAUGGAUAUCCUAAUACUUACGCAAAUCUCAACUGACAAAACAGGAAUAGUUCAAUGGCAGCUGGAAUGUUUUGGGUAGCGAUAAUGACGAUCAGAGUUUUCACUGACUAAACAUGGGGGGCUGCUUAGGUUGGGUCCCACACAAUGUUGUAUAGGGGACCGGGGUCGAGAGUGACUGGCCAUUAUAUUGAAAGAGGACUAUUUCUAUAGACCAGUGACUCAUCACUCUCCUGAGAGAGAGCAGGAAUGAUGGGGGGAUAGGUGAGGAGAGGAGGGAGAGCCUUCUUUGUUCGAGAGAUGACGUAAGAUCUAAAGCCCUCCAUAGACUCCUCCUGACCCCUGACCCACCUCUGACCCCAUUGGCCCACCCCUGUGGAGGCCGAGCCCACUCCCUUUGACCGGCUGGUGAUUGGUGAAUGAGUUCCCAUUCAGGACAGAGCCACAUGUGUUCCUCCAUGGUAGACCCGCUCAGGGGUGACGUUAUCAACAUGACAGGUAUGAUACACAGGGAAGAAAGAACAUCUGAGUAAUGCUGGUAGCUAACCCAACCACAUCUCUCUACACAUUGUGCAGAGAGAGACACACGCGCCAGAACGUAACCAGGCACAUACACAUACACCAAGCAAACACACACUCAUGCAGUUACACUUUAUUUGGAUAGUCCCCUAUAGAUCUACAGAUGGUCAUGCUAUCAACAAACUAUCAACUGCAACUGUUGAUAUGCAACUGCUUGCAAGGGUUACGGUUAGGUUUAGGUUUAGAGUUAGGGUUAGGUUUGGAGUAAGUGUUAGGGUUAGGUUUAGGUUUAGGGUUGUAAUAAGGGUUAGGGCUACGUUUAGGGUUGAGUAAAGGGCCAUCCACACCAUAACGAUAACUAUGAAUUAUAAAACGUUGACGAGCAACCUCACCUGCGGACAGUCUAUCGUUCUGCAGUAAACCUGUCAAUCAACUGAUCAAAGCAUCUUAAUGCAGGCUGUAGGCCAGGGAUCAUCAACUUGAUUCAGCCACGGGAUGAUUUUUUCUUCAGCAAAUGGUCAGGGGGCCAGAACAUAAUUACAAAUAAUUUGUAGAUUGCAAAUUGACCGCAAGAAGCCCAAACAGGUAUAAUGUUUGACUAAAGCAUAAACAUUUCAAACCUUGCUUACAUUUGUAUACGAUCACGUGUCUCUCUAUUAUGUGUGGGAAUACUUGGGAACAGAUUUCUUAAAGUAAAAUCACUUGGAGCUGAAUUCCUGGUGUUUUUACAGUCUUUUAUGUCCAGCAAUAAAAUACAAUCAAAAAUAUAUUUCUUAAUUUUUUUGCUAAAAAAACAUUGGGGGCCAAUUAAAACCACCUGCGGACCAUAUUCGGCCCGUGGGCCGCCGGUUGGGGAACCUUGCUGUAGGCCUAUUGAUAAGGUGGUAACACAGACCAUUCAGUGCUUCAGGGUGCGUUCAUUGUCAUAGUGACAACUGCAAAUAACACUUAAAUGAACAAGAAAAAUAAUAUAGAAACUCGUAUUUAAAUGUAGCAACAACAAACGCUGUUUAGCCUGCACAUCUUUUACAUGACAUUGCUUGCCUCGUUGCUCAAGUGGUUUGCAAGUGAUUUCCAUUUUUUUAAUGGUUGUUAAUUCGUUUGGAUCUUUUUUUUCCACUGUGCUCAUCUUUCUGUAUGUCCUGUGCAACCAUUUGCAAUGCAUCAGUGCAACCAUGUUAUCAAAACAGGCCAAAGUGAUCACACCAACGCACUCUCUCUCUUCUAAACUUUCCCAGUCAGUUCAUUUGGCCUAGGCCUAUUUUACAUUUGAGCAAUUAGCAAGAGCAAGCCUGCUUCUCUCCACGAAAAGGCUAUUAGGCCUAGUAUAAAACAUUAUCAAAAUAAAUCUCCUAUAGCUUUUGUAGCCUAUAGCUUUUCCUGCGAUUUCACGAGAAGAGGAAUAGUGGAGAGGAUUGCGUCCGUAGCCAUAUAGCCUAUUGCGCACGGGAACAGCUGGAAGAGAAAGGCUAUAGUUCUGUAGCCGAAGUAAGAAGCUAAAUAUUAGGCCAUUCAUUAGCUAAAUAGUAGGGCUAUACAUAUUUACCUGUCUAAGUGCAAUAAUAAUAAAGUUGACAGUUUAUGAAAUGGCAGAUCUGUGCAUUCCUCCAGGCUGCGCUCUGCAUUCCCCUGGCACGCAAAGCUCCACUAUUGAUUACGCAUACAUUUUUAGACAAUAACAUUAUUCUACCGAGGGUUCAACAACACAGUGCAAUGAGGAAUUUAUUAUUGUAUCAAGUGAGUACACAAUUAUUCUCUAGGACUGUAAACUGCAGUGAUGUAUACGCUAAUUUGAAUAACUGCUCAAACGUCCUGUUUUCAAUUAUUCAUGCCGAAAUAACUGCAACAGCCUAGGCCUGAUUAUGCAACCAUUUGGAUCAGUAGGCUAAUAGGACUUUUCUUGACAGUUUACAUGUUCCAGAAAGGCACAUUAGCAGGCUAGUGACAGUGUGUAUUUUGUCAGGUUGUAUCGGUGUUAACAGAUACCAUCAGAAAAUAUGGCCUUCUCAUACUGAUAUGCGCUGUUUGUCGUGGAUCAUCAAUCUCCCAAGUCUUCCUAUAAUUAAUGUGGCUACCAAUAUGCUCACACAUGCCCAGUUUUUCAGGCAACUUUACUGUGCACUCUGCCUUCCCUCCUGUCCAAGCAGCCCCGCACACCUAAAACCAAGAACGAACGCUUCAACGUUUUUGAUUGGUUGUCAAUGUUUUAUCACCUGAGGGACAGGGAAAAAAUCACUCUGAAAGUGACCCAAACGAUAGCUCUCGUUUUCGCUCUCUGUUUGUUGUUAUCGUUGUAGUAUGAAUGCUCCUGUUCACUUGAAUUAGAACCAUUUUUCAAAUGUGUAUCAUUAUAAUUAUCAUCCUUGGUGUGGACGGCCCUUAAGGGUUGGGUUUCAUUCUCCAUCAGACACACUGACUAACAAUGUUCUGGUCAGAUUAUGUUGAGCUUUGGCUGCUACUGUCAUGCCUCUGUGAAUAUCAACAGCGUCCUGUGAACACUCCUCUUGGCCAGCCAGCUUGUGGUUUCUGUGUUUGACAAGACACGUCCAACUCUCAUGGAGUCCAAACAUUUGGUCAUGCAGAAGCACAUAGGCUACUUGCUUAGUAAGCAAUAAGGCCAGAGGGGGUGUGGUAUAUAGUGAAUAUACCCCAGCUAAGGAGUGUUUAUAGGCAUGAUGUGAACGUUCUAUAAUGAACAGUAUACAAUACAGUUAAACUGUUGUGUUCAGUAAGACAUACAGUAUACACUCACACUGUGCUGUCUUUCUCUCUGUGCAGGUAUGGAGAGAAGGGAGAUGCUAUCCGUAUUGAGAAGGUGAUCUACACUGGCCGGGAAGGCAAGAGCUCUCAGGGAUGUCCCAUCGCCAAGUGGGUGAGUACCAGAACCCAUACAUAACACACUGAACUUACCUCUCACAGAACAAACAAAGCCUAACCAUACACAACGCCUGGUCCCAGAUCUGUUUGUGGUCUUGCCAACCCCAUUGUGGUCAUUAUCAAGCCAAACAUGACAAUGAGUGACAGGGGGUUAGCAUAGUAGCACAAACAGACUGGCCCUCGGGCUGACACAACAUACUAGUCUAGGCAACCACAAACAAUUUCUUAUCAACACAAUGUUUCAUCAGACAUUGUAAAACCAACAGACACACGUGUAUUUUUUUUCUCUUCUAUAUACUAAGAGCCAUUAGUGAAAAUGAGUGGGUGUAGAGCAGAGUAGAUGGUAGCAGACAGACACCACAGCCUCACCCCAGACAGUAAAGCAGUAGGGGGUCCAGCAGGGGGUCUCCCUGAUCCCUCUCCCUCCCAGUUGGAGGUCUCCACCACUGUCACUCUCUUUGACACCCUGCUAAUGGUUUAAUGGCUUCUAAACAUACACUAUUGAGAGAGUAGUGGAGAAGACAGGUGUCAAUCUCACCCCCUCUCUCUCUCUCUCCCUUUCUCUCUCUCGCCAUCUCCACCCUUUCUGUCUUUCCCUCUCUCCUAUCAGGUGAUUCGUCGGGGGAGUGAGAUAGAGAAGUUGCUGUGUCUGGUGCGUCCCCGGCCGGGUCACCACUGUCCCAACGCCAUCAUCAUCAUCCUCAUCAUGGCGUGGGAGGGCGUGCCCCGGGCGCUAGGCGACAAGCUCUACAAGGAGCUCGCCGCCACCCUCACCAAGUUCGGCAACCCCACUAGCCGCCGCUGUGGACUCAACGAUGAGUGAGUGACAGGAGACAUUCACAGAACCACGAAUAAGUCAGCUGAAUAUGCUUAUAUUCUUCUUAAAUUAGCAGUAAACUCAGCAGUGCAAAGAUGUUUAGAUGGCACACUGAGGGAGGCUUUCAGCCAAAACGUCUGUGCAUGAUAAUCUCUGUUGUAGGAGUAGAAAAUAAAUGAGUAAGUUAGUCUACUUAUGGACUGCAGAGUACUUCAUUAUUGUUUUCAAUAGAUAUUCAAUGCACUGAGGCAUUCUGAUAAAGAUGACCUUGUGAGUGUCUGAUGGUUGUGAGUGAUGCUGACUGUGUUGGUGCUCUUUGUCUCCCCCUGCCUGCCUGCAGUCGUACGUGUGCGUGCCAAGGCAAGGACCCUGACAGCUGUGGAGCUUCCUUCUCCUUCGGCUGUUCCUGGAGCAUGUACUUCAACGGCUGCAAGUACGCCCGCAGCAAAAUACCACGCAAGUUCAGACUGGCAGGAGACCACCCCCAAGAGGUAAGGGACUAUGUAUAGUACCAUAUCUGUACUAUUGAGACUUGCCUUGAAAAAGGCAGUGCAGCCUCCAUAGACAAUAAAUGCUUCCCUUCCUUGCUUUUAUAGCCAAGUACUACAGCCUCAAGAUGGAACACACAACUUUCAUACCACCUGUGCACAAUUAUUAUUAUUGACUACACCACACUAAGCUAACACUGUUAUUGAGCUACCAGGGUAUACUGAUCUGUCUUUGUGUGUAUGUUAGGAGGAUCAACUCAGGGAUAACUUCCAGGAUCUGGCCACUGAGGUGGCUCCCCUGUACAAGCAGCUGGCCCCACAGGCCUACAGUAACCAGGUAACACCUGCCUUCACACCCACCAUCACCUACCUGCACUUACACUCUUAGAAAAAAAGGUGCUAUCUAGAACCUAAAAGGGUUUGUCGAAGAACCCUUGUUUGGUUCCAGAUAGAACCCGUUUGGGUUCCAGGUAGAACCCGUUUGGGUUCCAUGUAGGACCCUUUCCACAGAGGGUUCAACAUGGAACCCAAAAGGGUUCAACGUGGAACCAAAAAGGUUUAACCCUGGAACCAAAAAGGGUUCUCCUACAGGGACAGCCGAAGAACCCUUUUGGUACCCUUUUUUCUAAGAGUAUACACCUACGUGCAACUGAGAAGUAACAGCACCAGAACUCUCUAAAUAGUAGACGGUCCCUCUGAAAGUAAACAACCCAAGCUGAAGGAUGCUAUGAGUGUAAGAUAUGUUGUAUAGAGUAACAGGUUGCUCUUGGACAUGCCAUCCUCUUCCCUGUGUUCCUCAGUGAUUUUACACUCUGCUGAAGAAGUACUUUGUAGACUUCCCUCCAAAAGUACACAAUAGAAACUCACGGGAUGCUAUGAGUGUUAGAUAUGGUCUGUAGAGUAAUCCCAUGCUAACCCAACUUGUGACCCCUCUCCUGUCACUCAGUGUCAGAAUGAGACGAAAGCUCCAGACUGCAGGUUGGGUCUGAAGGAAGGCCGGCCGUUCUCCGGUGUCACCGCCUGCAUGGACUUCUGUGCCCACGCUCACAAGGACCAGCACAACCUCUACAACGGCUGCACUGUGGUACGACACACAGCCCUACCUCUAUCUCUCUCGCUUUCUCUCUUUCUGCCACUCUCUUCGUCACUCUCUUGUCAAUCUUCUUUAUCGCUCUUUCCUUCUCUUUGUGUGGACAUUAUUAUUUCUUAUUGUUGCAUUGUCGAAAAGGAUCCUGCAAGUAAGCAUUUUGUUGGACAGUGUAUCCCAUACAUACGACUAAUAAAACUGGAAAGGUGUGCAGGACAACUGUACGACAGUUACCCUGUCUCUCUCUCUACAUGGUGAAUGGGCACACAGUAGGAGUCCCACACUAACACACCUCUGUCCACCCCCAGGUGUGCACGCUGACUAAAGAGGACAAUCGUACGGUGGGGGAGAUCCCAGAGGACGAGCAGCUCCACGUACUUCCCCUCUACAAGGCCGCCCUCACAGACGAGUUCGGCAGCGAGGAGGGCCAGCGCCAAAAGAUGCGCACAGGCGCCAUUCAGGUGCUCAACAACUUCCGCCGCGAGGUCCGCAAGCUGCCCGAGCGCGCCAAAUCCUGCCGCCAGCGCCGCCUGGACGCUAAGAACCGAGCCUCUGAGAAGAAGAAGGGCAAGCAGCAGCCGCCAACGUCCACGGAGACGCUGGAGAAAUCCGUGAUCAAGAUGGAGGUCCGGCACGCUGGCUCCCCUGUCAGACAGCAUGGCAAUAAAGGUGAGAUGACCUCUACUAGAAACAUGUCGCUUCAUGAGUGUUGUGAGGUUUAUGAUAAUAAUAAACCCAUAACUCUGGUGUAAGCAAAACUCCAACCUGCUUUACAGUAUGAUGAUAAUAGUAUGGUCAUAGAGUAGAUCAGAAAUCAUCAACUAGAUUCAGCCGCGGGCCGAUUCUUUCUUGAACGGAUGGUCAGGGGGAUGGAACAUAAUUACAAAUAAUUUGUAGACUGCAAAUUGACCGCAAGAAGCCCAAACAGAUAUAAUAAAUCGCCCAUGGUCUACCAGUUGGGGAGCCCUAGAGUAGAUGCUUUAAUCCAAACGGACCUACAGUACAGUUAACACCUAUAGCUAGUCAGCUUACAGUAUGCAGCCCAUGCAGGAAUCAAACCCAUCAAUCCCAAAACUCCAACCAAGUGAACCAUUAAAACCACGUGAUCUUACACAUCUUAUCACCCCUCUCUCCUCUAUCUACUCUCCUCCACAGCGAUCCCUAAGCAGGAGGUGAAGCCCACCAUAAAGAAGGAGCCAGUGGACCAGCGCUUCCAGCCCUUCAACGGUCAGCUGGAGGGCUACCCUGCCCAGGCUGCCGACCCCUACCACGUCUACCCCUCCCACACUGGCUACUACGCACGGGGAGGCCUCCCUUCCAAUGGCCAGCCCCCUGCACUUCCACCUCCACCAGGCCCUGUCAACGGCUACCGCCCUAAUCUACCGACAGCACUGCCCUAUGGCUACUACAACUACCCCCCCAACCCUAGCACACUUUUCCCCCAUGAGCUCACUUACGAGGGCCGCAAAGGCUCCUGGCACCACACGGGGCCCAAGUUUUCCCCCAGUCCUUUGGACAAGAAGCCAGACGUUCAGAGCCUCCAGGCCAGGCUGGCUCACACCUACUCGGGCCCAGGCCACCUCGAGCUGCAGCAGCAGCAUGGAGACCCAGCCAACCAACACCAACGCAGCGCUUACCCACACCCUCACCAACCUGACUACAACCAAUCACGUCCCUCCUCAGUCUCCUCAGAGCCCUCCCACAGAGGGACCCCCGUCAUCAAGCAGGAGCCCAUGGAUAUGCCAGUUUAUGAGGGGGGCAAUGCCCAGAGCUGUCCCGGCACCACCCCACAGCCUGGCGCUGCUGGAGGGCCCUGGCCUGGGCACAAGCCAAACGGCAGUAUGGUGCCCAGCAGCUGGGAAGGCAACCUCCAAUCCCCAGGCCCCCCGGAGGCUCCCUUCACUUCAGACAAGCAGCAGUUCCACCAGCAGGGACCUCACCAGACUUUCCAGUCCCCAUACCUCCAAGAGCAGUAUCAGCAUCCCCCACAACAGCCCUCCCCAUACUCCCAGCAGUGGAACUCUUACCCUGGCCCGAACACCCCCAUGGCCUCCCCUGCUCCCUCCCCGUCCCCCUCCAUAAAGGUACCCCCAUCACCCUCUCCCUCCCCACACCCCGGCACCCCCCGCCACUGGGACAGCCCUGUUCCCAGCCCUCAGCCUUGGCCCAUAGGCAUGGUUCCUGCUGGUUACAGCCCCAGUCCCACCGGAGGCUUCCCCGACAAGAUGUGGUCCAAGGCGGGCGAGAGUUGGGGCUCGACCCCCUUAGGGCUCCAGGAGAAGGCCUGGAAGUCUUCCGGAGGCUCUAUGGCAAGUACACCGUCCCCGGCCCCAGAGGGACGCUUGUUCCCCGAUGCCCUACAGCAGUCGGCUGGACAGUCCCAGGCUGAGACCCCUCGCAACCUCGAAGAGGAAGAGAGGUGGUCGGACAGCGAGCAUAACUUCCUGGACCCCAGCAUCGGAGGGGUGGCGGUGGCGCCCGCCCACGGGUCCAUCCUGAUUGAGUGCGCCCGGCGCGAGCUGCACGCCACCACACCGCUCAAGAGGCCCGACCGCUCUCACCCCACCCGCAUCUCCCUGGUGUUCUACCAGCACAAGAACAUGAACCAGCCCUGCCACGGCCAGUUGCUCUGGGAGGCCAAGAUGAAGAUGCUGGCGGAGCGGGCUAGAGAGAGGCAGCAGGAGGCAGCUCUACUGGGGCUGCCCUACGACGACAUCAAACCUGGAAAGAAACGCAAGUUGGGGGCCACGGCAGCAGGGGCCAGCCCGGGGCCUGGCCAGACCACGGACAAGAGAGAGGGGCCGGUGACACGGCUGGCCCCCACCCAACACACCACCUCCACGGUCACUGUGUCCCCCUACGCCUUUACCACCCUCACCGGGCCCUACAGCCACUUUGUGUGA